CUAGUGAUGUGCAUGGGUUCGCAUCACUCUUUAAGGAUUCCAUCAUGGCCCGUUGAUAAGCAUCCCGUUCUCGAGCUGACACCGUUGAUGCCAUCUCCGUGCUCUCCCACCGCUGCGAUUCCCGUCUCCUCCAACUCCGCCGCGCGCUCCGCCGCUCGCUCCGCCGCUCGCCCGACUAUUCGACUCUCUUUCGGAGAAAACCAACACUCGAGGUGCUCCAGCUUAUUUAGGACGGACUUUACUCCUAGGUGUACAGGGUCAAUGGAGAGGGUAGCAUUAUCAUCAUCUUUUGGGAGAAAGCAAGCAAUGAACCGCAUCUGCAUCGUCUCCAGCUCCUCAACUGAGCUGCUCGAGAUGCAUUCUGAAGAUCCCUCAUUGCAUAUUCUUUUUAUCCCUGGGAAUCCAGGUAUCGCGUCAUAUUACAAAGACUUUGCUGAAGCAUUGUAUGAACUGCUUGAAGGGCAGGCAUCUAUAACAGCAAUUGGGCACAUUUCCCAUUCUAGAAAGGAUUGGGAGCAUGGAAGGAUGUUUUCAUUGCAAGAACAAAUCAAUCAUAAGGUGGAUUUUAUCAAACAAGAGCACCAGAAUAGUGAACUUCCAAUAAUACUGGUUGGACAUUCUAUUGGUUCAUAUAUAAGCCUGGAAAUCUUUAAGAGGCUUCCGCAGCAGGUGACGUGUGUUAUCGGACUUUAUCCAUUUUUAUCUUUGAACAGGAAUUCUAGAAAGCAGUCCAUGAUUGGGAUGCUUGCAGGGUCCUCCAUUCUAAGUGCUGCAAUAAGUUCUUUUACAGGAUUUUUGGGGUCAUUUCCAACCAGGGUUACAAGUGCUAUUGUGAGAAGAUCACUUGGGCAGUCAUGGUCUGCUACAGCAGUUGAUGUUACUUGCAGUCACCUUGUACAGUACCAUACAAUGCGCAAUGUCCUCUUCAUGGCUAUGACAGAGUUCAAAAAGGUUCAUUUGUACUUUAAAAUUAAACCAAGCUAGAUGUCUCUUUAACAGAAGAUGAUCUUUGUGUGCUUCUUAGGGGAGGCCUUUCUGUCCGCUUUCUCUUUUAUCAUCACAUAAAAUUUAUAAAUGAACUUCUUUAGUAUGAAUUUUCAUAACUCACAAUUGUCAUAUGAUAUGGCAUGUGCAAGGAAGAGCUGCUAGCUAACUGGCCCAAAGAGUAUGGUUGCAUGAAGGUGGGUGGAGGUCAUCCACUUCAAUGCAUUUUUUUGUGUGCAAGUAACACAUGCAGCUCUAUUACAAACUUGCCACUUCCAUGAGGUGACCCUAAAAAUCUAUGAGAUCAUUUUGAAUAAGUCAGAUAUAACAAUGUUUAUAUCUUUGUUGCAAAUUUGACCAUAGUUGUUUGGAGUUGAUUAGGAUUACGCUUGGUCAACAUUUAAUAUGCUUGAUUAUGUAUCAUGCAAAUACCUAGUACCGGAGCUCACCCGCUUUUGAACUCACUUCCAGCCCUUACAUAGUUCAAUGAAACCAAGGUUCAAAAACAUGGUUUUUGUCAGGUCUGUUGAGUUUCACUUUCGCUGAUAUUGGCAGUCUCAGCAAUUUCUGCCCAAUUUUUGAAGUCUCGGCCAAAGGAAAAAGAAAAAAAAGAAAAAAAGAGAAAUAUAAAACAAGGCAGGUAAACAUGUGUUAUAUAACUUUGGGGCAUUUGGUAUCAUUCAUAUAUUUUGAUUUUAUGGUCUUGGUGUCGGGCUGAAAGCCUGAAUCUAUGAAAAAUUAAAAUACUUUAGAAACAAUUGAAAAUGUCAAAGAACUAUAUUUACAUUCAAUUGUUUUAUAACAACCUAACCAUUAAAUGCCUGACAACGUAAAUAUUCAUAUAUAUUAAUAUUUUGAUUACCAUUAUAUCAAAUAGCAAUAUAUAUUUUAUAAACUAAAAAGUAUGUAAGUUCCUAUAAAAUUUAAGCUCAGAUCUUCCUUAGAGCUUAAAUCUUACAAAUCUACCAUCUUAUCGGUUAUGUCAACUCAUAGAACCCUUUUCUCUGUUUGCCCCUUAAAUAUCAUAAACACCAAAAGAAGUCUUUUGUACCCAGGAAAGACUGCUUUUCUCUUAUUUCCUGCAAACCAAACACUCCAUCAUCCUUUUCAUUUUACUCAAAAAGGUGAAAAACGAUUGAGAAAUUAACACUAUUUAGCAAAGUAUGCUUAAGGAAAUAAAGAAAUGAAAUAAAAUGACACUUAGUACCAAUAUAAUGAAUAAGUGCAGCAUACAUGUUCGAUUUCGGUUAGUUUCACCUGAAAUUGACUGAAACAGAGUUUGGGGUUAAUUUCAGUUUGGUUCCAGCCAAAAACCAAUCCAUUUUAACCAGAUCUUCAAACCUUAAGUAAGACCAAACAAAUCCUAGGAGAUAUUGUGGCUUACAAAUUUCUAAUUGAAUCAUAGAAA
This is a messenger RNA of Phoenix dactylifera (date palm), 2392 nucleotides long. The record is from RefSeq and is a predicted model, not a curated record. Lineage: Eukaryota; Viridiplantae; Streptophyta; Magnoliopsida; Arecales; Arecaceae.